Molecule: messenger RNA, 1643 nt
Organism: Centrocercus urophasianus (Greater sage-grouse)
Lineage: Eukaryota; Metazoa; Chordata; Aves; Galliformes; Phasianidae
Gene: DNAJB13
Product: DnaJ heat shock protein family (Hsp40) member B13
Exons: 10
Coding region: 136-1110 (324 amino acids)
Cellular component (GO): cytosol
Molecular function (GO): protein-folding chaperone binding
Source: RefSeq, a predicted model, not a curated record
CGCCGGAAGAGCCGUAGCUCCCGUCGUGCCUCGCGCCACCGGAAUCGGAAGUGCUUCCAACAGCCGGAAGUGCGGCCUGGCCUCGUUGCCGUGGCGACCCCGCGCGGCCUGCGUAUCCAUAGCGACGGAGCCGCCAUGGGGCAGGAUUACUACGCCGUGCUGGAGCUGAACCCCACCGCGACGGACGCCGACAUUAAGAAGGCGUACCGCCUGCUGGCCUUGGAGAACCACCCGCAGAAAUGCAAGGAGCCGUGGGCGUGGGAGCGGUUCCGGCUGCUGGCAGAAGCCUACGAUGUGCUGAGCGACCCCGUAAGGAGAGGCAUCUACGAUAGGUUUGGUGAGGAAGGUCUCAAAGGUGGCAUCCCUGUGGAGUCUGGCGGUGAGGAUGCUUGGACUGCUGGUUACGUGUUCCACAACAACCCCGACAAAGUCUUCAAGGAGUUCUUUGGAGGACACAACCCCUUUGCAGAGUUCUUCACCAAGGAUGGCUUGGAGGUGACCCUGCCCUUUGGAGGGCUGCGAGGAAGAGGUGUGAUGAAGCAGGACCCCCCGAUGGUGUGGGACCUCCACGUCUCCCUUGAAGAUCUCUUCUUUGGCUGCACCAAGAAGAUGAAGAUCUCCCAUCGGGUGAUGAACGAAGACGGCCAAACCAGCACCAUCAGGGACAAGAUCCUGAUCAUCGACGUGCAGCCGGGCUGGAAGCAAGGCACCAGGGUCACGUUUGAGAAGGAAGGAGACCAGGGCCCCAACGUCAUUCCAGCCGACAUCACCUUUGUUAUCCAAGAGAAACCUCACCCGAGGUUUAAAAGAACCAAGGACGACCUCAUUUACGUGGCCAAUAUCCCCCUGGGAAAGGCACUGAUUGGCUGCACGGUGGAUGUGAGGACGCUGGACGGGCGGCUGCUGAACGUCCCCAUCAAUGACAUCGUGCAGAGCACAUCUCAACCACCCUUCUCAGCCCUCUCUCGCUUUGCAGCCCCACGUACUGCAAAGUGGUGCCUGGGGAGGGGAUGCCUCUGCUCGAGGACCCGCGGCGUAGGGGUGACCUCCUCAUCCACUUCAAUGUCUGCUUCCCCAAACGCCUCACGCCCGACAAGAAGCUGCUCCUGAGGAAUGCGCUGCUGUCCUAGGAGCUGUCAGCCUCCUGCUGUCCUGGCGAGGCUGCCAGCACUCGUUCCCCAGUUUUGGGCUGCUCCCUUCUGGCAAGACCAGAAUCACUGAGGAGAACACCACGAGGAUUGUAACCCAACUGCACCUCCGGACCAGGAGAAAAACCCAUCCCUGUAAUAAAAAUAAGGAGCCGAGGCGCAGGAAGGAGGGGACGAACCUGCGGUGAGGAGGGGACGUCAGCCAUCCCCGCUUUGCGCCACGGUGGCAGAAUGAGGCCGGCGAGCAGAGCGCAGCCGAUGGCGUCCCACCACUCACCCCUUGUAGAGGCCAGCGAUGCCGUCCUGCAGCAGCAGGGCCAGCAGGCAGCUCGGCACAUUCCGGUACUGCCCAGGGCUGGCGUUCAUGUACCGCGUCUUCACCACGUCCACCGGUGACGCCACCACCGUGGCGCAGAAUCCGGCCCCAAAAGCAGCCACGAAGUGACAGGGGACGUUGUCUGCGGGGCAGAACGGAGGUGAGGGCUUUUGGGGGGG